CUCUAAAUGUCGUGCUCGCUCCGCCUCAUGGGAGUAAGUACUAGUGUACUCCACUUCUUGCAUCAUUGUUUUUCUUUUUGAAUUAUCAUGCUAUCGGUUUUGCGACGGGCUAUUGUACAGCAGACUAGAGGAUUUGCGACGAGCAACAUUGCUGUUGACGGUUUUACCGGUGCAGUGGGAAAUACACCAUUGAUCUAUCUUAAGACGCUCUCGGAGCAGACAGGAAGCAAGAUAUAUGGGAAGGCCGAAUUCCAAAAUCCUGGAGGCAGCAUUAAAGACCGUGCUGCUGUCGGCAUAGUUCUGGAUGCGGAGGAGAAGGGUCGCAUAAAACCCGGCGGAACUGUUGUUGAGGGUACUGCAGGCAACACUGGUAUUGGUCUUGCUCACGUUUGUAGAGCCAAGGGUUACAAAUGUGUUAUAUUCAUGCCUAACACUCAGAGCCAAGAGAAGAUUGACCUUCUCAGCAUGCUCGGUGCCGAAGUGCACCCAGUACCUGCAGUUCCCUACGAGAAUCCAUUGAACUAUAAUCACCAGGCGAAGGAGUAUGCUGAAAAGCUGGAGAAUGCCAUAUGGACAGACCAAUUCGAUAAUACCGCCAAUGCGUACGCACACUAUAUCUCUACUGGACCCGAAAUAUGGGAACAGACGAAGGGUGACAUCGAUGGUUUUGUAUGCUCAACUGGUACUGGUGGCACUCUGGCUGGAGUUGGCAAGUAUCUGAAGGAGAAGAACCCCAAGACGCAGAUAUGGCUCGCCGAUCCGCCUGGCAGUGUCUUGUACAAAUAUGUCUCUUCUGGUGGAAAGCUCAUUGAGCGUGGCGGAAGUUCCAUCACAGAAGGUAUUGGUCAAGGCCGUAUCACAAAUAACCUGGGCAUUUUUGUCAAUGACCUGUCGGGAGCUCUGCACAUAUCGGACGAGAAGUCAAUAUCUAUGGUGUAUCAGCUUCUUGAUAGUGAAGGCUUGUACCUAGGCGCUUCCUCGGCGCUGAAUGUCGUCGCAGCCGUAGAACUUGCUCAAAAGCUAGGCAAGGGUUCCAAAGUUGUAACUGUACUGUGCGACGGCGCAUAUCGAUACCAGAGCCGUUUGUUCUCCAAGAAAUGGCUAGAGUCGAAAGAGCUAGGAGAUGCUAUACCAGAAAGCCUGAGGAAAUACGCAGUUCUAGAUUGAUCAAAUUGCUGUUAUUACAUUGAUCUAUCAUCUUGUCACAUCCCUGGGUAUACUGAUCUGAACUCUACCGAGGGGCUCAGAGACAAGUAACAAGGCCAUCACCGUGUCAGUCCGUUCAUGAGGUCUUCAUUGCAAAGGGUUGUCGAUGCAGUACUCGCCUUACGUCCUACCUACUAAUUCGGCAAUCAUAGUGGAUACAGG
Messenger RNA from Suillus subalutaceus, 1368 nucleotides. Its product is annotated as pyridoxal phosphate-dependent enzyme beta subunit. Gene Ontology annotation, cellular component: cytoplasm. The record is from RefSeq and is a predicted model, not a curated record. The coding region runs from base 88 to 1167 and encodes 359 amino acids. Gene Ontology annotation, molecular function: pyridoxal phosphate binding; cysteine synthase activity. Lineage: Eukaryota; Fungi; Basidiomycota; Agaricomycetes; Boletales; Suillaceae. The transcript is spliced from 6 exons.